Molecule: messenger RNA, 510 nt
Organism: Fusarium tjaetaba
Lineage: Eukaryota; Fungi; Ascomycota; Sordariomycetes; Hypocreales; Nectriaceae
Exons: 3
Coding region: 1-510 (169 amino acids)
Source: RefSeq, a predicted model, not a curated record
AUGCAAGACACGCCAAGUCCCUCAAGCGUGCCCUCUAACAGCGGUCAUAGUGCUGUUACAGUGGGAGUUAACACAGCAUCCCUCAGCCUGCCGGCGCCUGAGCAUCUUCAUAAUGUAAACACAUUUUUGUGGGAAUUGUCGUACCAGUCAGUUACUGCGACCUUGUACGACCAUUCAGAGGCAUCUAUUACGCCUCUCAACCAGUAUCCCUCCUAUUUAUUCUCCGCUGACUCUGGGUCUCCAUCGCAUCCUCAACCGCCUCAUCUCGCAAAUGGAGACAUCAACCAGCAGCGAUCUACCUCACCAACAACGCCCGGAACCAUUGACUCUGGGCUCGCAAGUCCACGGCUCAAAAAGGUCCUUGUCACUAAAGAUCAGGGUAAACGACUCUCCGUGUGUCCUGACUGUCGCGCCUACACCAGCGACCGUUGCAAGGGGAACAGCAGAGAGAACGGAGAAUUCAUGAUCAUGGACGUCGAGCACGAUGCCGCUGCGAAACCUCGAGGAUGA